AUGAUGAAAGCACAUUUGGAAGUGAAAAAUCAACUAAUUUAUAGUUUAGAAAAUAUUAUCGAUGAGCAAGAAGGACGAAUUCGAACUAUGGAUGAUUAUAUUAAUGGUCGAAUUAAAUCAUUUAGUACACAACAAAAUAAAAUUCUCAAAGGUAUCUCUCUGCUAUCACUUGAAUUUGGUACUUUAAGUGAAGAAAAUUUGGCACUUAAAGAAGCGCUCAUCAAUGCACAACGCUCAAUACGUCUAUUACAAUUAAAAAUAGACAAUCCUUUAUUAACUCAGAUACCGGAAAAAAUUGAUAAAAUAUGUCAAACAGAUGAAAGAAAACAACAGCAAUCUUUGAAUUUUCAUCUUCAAUUGCAUACUGCAAAAGAUCACAAAGAAAUUGACGCUGAAAUUUUGUGUGAAACAAAUAAUAAUAACCAUCGAUUAUUCUAUGAUCAACAAAUAAUAGCAACGUUACAAGAAAGUGUGAAACAAUUGAUGAAAGCAAAGAUUGAAUUAAGAAAAUUAGCAAGUGAUAUUCAACUAACAAUACGUGAAGAGUUACGUGUAAUACGAAAAGAAACGGAAACACGAAUUGAUUGUAUCAUUAAUUCAUUAAUGAAACGAUAUCAAAAGGAAAUUAAUGCUCGAAAACGAUUGCAUAAUAAAUUAGUGGAAAUGAACGGUAAUAUUCGUGUUUUUUGCCGUAUACGACCAGCAUUAGAGAGUAAUUAUUCCAAAUUAUCAUUGUUCAUUGAUCCAUUUGAUAAUGGCUCAAUUAUCAUUGAUAAUAUCAAUGGUGAUCGAAGGAAAUUUAAUUGUGAUCGAGCUUUUAAUGAAAAGCAUACACAAUCUGAUAUCUUUGAAGAAAUUUGUCCAGUUAUAACAAGUUGUAUGGAUGGUUAUAAUGUGUGUAUAUUUGCAUACGGACAUACAGGAAGUGGUAAAACAUAUACUAUGGAGGGCUUACCAAAUGAUCCGGGAAUAUAUCAACGAUCAUUAAUUCAUUUAUUUCGAAUAGCGAAUGAGCGAUUAAAUGAUAUUGAUUAUACAAUUUCAGUAUCAAUGUUAGAAAUAUACAAUGAAAAAAUCAGAGAUUUAUUAUCAAAUAGUAAAAAUAAUCUGCCAAUACGAAUUGGUAACGAUGGUAUGUUAGAUAUUCCGGGCUUACUUGUACUUAAUGUAAGUACGUUACAAGAAGUACAGGAAGUAUUGAAGAAAGGACAAAUGAAUCGGGCAAGUGCGACUACUGACCUAAAUGACCGUUCGAGCCGUUCACAUGCCAUUGUUUGUGUUCGAGUUCGAUCAGUUAAUCGUACAACAAAUGAUAUUUCAGAAAGUCGAUUAAAUUUAGUUGACUUGGCAGGUUCAGAACGUGUUAGCCAAUCCGGUGCAACAGGUCAACAGCUUAAAGAGGCACAAUGCAUAAAUAGGUCAUUGUCAGAGUUAGGUAACGUUGUUAGUGCCUUACGACAACGACAGCAACAUAUUCCAUUCCGGAAUUGUCAACUGACACGUCUACUUGAAAAUUGUUUGAAUGGAGACAGUAAGACGUUAGUGGUUGUGCAAUUAGCGCCAGAUACAACUGCAAUUCAAGAAAUUCUUAGCAGCCUGAAUUUUGCUGAUAAAUUAAGUAAAGUACAAAGGAGAAAUCAAAGUUCGAAAACAUCACAAAUUAGCAUUGGAUUGUUAUCAACACCAUCCAAACAUGAAAGGUCACGUCUGGAUCCUGGCUUUUUACGUUCUAUGAGCGUACGUGUGAAGAAAUGA
Brugia malayi is the source of this 1755-nucleotide messenger RNA. RefSeq names its product Kinesin-like protein klp-3, putative (gene Bma-klp-3). Gene Ontology annotation, molecular function: ATP binding; microtubule binding; microtubule motor activity. The transcript is spliced from 12 exons. The coding region runs from base 1 to 1755 and encodes 584 amino acids. The record is from RefSeq and is a predicted model, not a curated record. NCBI's taxonomy places the organism in Eukaryota, Metazoa, Nematoda, Chromadorea, Rhabditida, Onchocercidae. Gene Ontology annotation, biological process: microtubule-based movement.